AUGUCAAGCGAUCUAGAGAAACACCCGGAACAGAUCCAGAACUCUGUCGAAGAGCACGCCCGUCGGGACCAUAUUGAUGCAGCACUUCAGUUGAUACAGAACCAUGGUUCGCAACCCGAAAGACUGGAUCCAGAGAGGAACAAAAGGCUUCUGCGGCGCAUAGAUCUUCAUAUCAUGCCCAUGAUCUGCAUAGUUUAUUGUAAGUUUGUUCUGGCUCGGCGGUACAAGCAGGUAGCUGAUCAGUUCGUCUCCANNGUCUUGCAAUAUCUCGACAAGAUAGCCAUCUCAUAUGCUAGUGUCACUGGGAUCAAGACUUCGGCCAACCUGCACGGCACCCAAUUCAACUGGAUCGCAAGCAUCUUCUUCUUCGGUCAACUCGCCUUUGAGUUCCCUACUAUCCGCCUGCUCCAACUCUUUCCUCUUGCCAAAUAUGUCGCCGUCAACGUGAUACUUUGGGGCGGCGUCUUGGCCAGUCUCGCUGCAUGCAAGUCCUUCGCCAGUCUCAUGGUCUGCCGUGCCUUACUUGGAGUCGCCGAAGCUGCCAUCGUUCCUGCUUGGGUCGUCUUCACCAGUCAGUAUUAUCGAAAGGAAGAGCAAGCCUUUCGUGUUGGCAUCUGGUUCUCCAUGUGCGGGUUCGCUCAAAUGCUAGGCGGCUNNUUUUUCUCUUAUGGUGUUGCCCACCACGUUGGAGGUGAUGUUCAUGCCGCUCUCAAAGGCUGGCAAAUCAUCUUCCUCUUCCUCGGUCUGCUCACCUCCGUCGUUGGUAUUGUCUUCUGGUUUGUGUUGCCUGACUCUCCCCUGACAGCCAACUUCCUUUCCACAGAGGAGAAGGCUUUGCAUGCAGAGCGCAUGCGUGAAAACGAGCAAGGCAUUGGCAAUCGUAUUUUCAAGUGGAACCAGUUUUGGGAGGCUCUUCGAGACAUCAACACCUGGCUAUAUGCUUUCUGGAUCUUCGCUGCUAAUAUUCCCAAUUCGACCGCCACUAGUUUUGGUAACAUUUUGGUCACUGGAAUGGGCUACACAAAGAAAGAGAGCUUGCUGCUCGUAACUCCACUCGGUGCUUACGAGGUUGUUGUUCUGAUCGGUCUCACUUAUCUGGCUGGCAGAACGAACCAGAGACUUUGGUGCUGUAUCGCAGGCCACAUACCCUCGAUCAUUGGCGCUAUCCUCAUGGCCACCACGAACAAGGUGCCUGCACUCAUAGGAUUCUACCUUACCGGGGGCAUUCCGAUAGGGUGGACAACGAUUCUUGCACUGCAAAGCACUAACGUUGCCGGAUCAACGAAGAAGAUAACCGUGACCAGUAUUGGUGUCAUCGCUUAUACUGUGGGUAACAUCAUCUCACCGCAGACUUUCCAGACUAAGGAUGCACCAAGAUAUCUGCCUGCCAAGAUCAGUAUCUGCAUUCUCUAUUUCCUGAUUACGGUCGAUCUGUAUCUGGUUCGAUGGUUUGCUGUAAGAGAAAACAGACGCAGAGACCAAGAACGACAAGAGCUGGGAGACAAGUACAUCGUGGAAGAGAACCACGAAUUCUUGGAUCUUACCGAUCGCGAGAACAAGGAGUUCAGAUAUGCUGUAUGA
Messenger RNA from Aureobasidium uvarum, 1581 nucleotides. Lineage: Eukaryota; Fungi; Ascomycota; Dothideomycetes; Dothideales; Saccotheciaceae. The record is from the annotation of a GenBank genome assembly.